This is a messenger RNA of Dipodomys spectabilis (banner-tailed kangaroo rat), 1624 nucleotides long. RefSeq names its product tRNA methyltransferase O (gene Trmo). Bases 26 to 1354 code for a protein of 442 amino acids. The record is from RefSeq and is a predicted model, not a curated record. NCBI's taxonomy places the organism in Eukaryota, Metazoa, Chordata, Mammalia, Rodentia, Heteromyidae. The transcript has 5 exons.
CGGGGCUUCUCACGGACUCCCAGACAUGCGCGGCUUGGAGGAGGGGUUGGGACCUCGGCCCACAGCGACCCCAUGUGGGUGCGCGAAGCCCGCCUUGGAGACAGGUAAUCUUUUAACUGAGCCAAUAGGCUACUUGGAAUCCUGUUUCUCUGCCAAAAACGGUACCCCAAGGCAGCCAUCCAUUUGUAGUCAUUCACGGGCUUGUCUGAGGAUUAGAAAGAACAUCUUUAAUAAUCCUGAGCAUUCCUUGAUGGGUCUAGAACAGUUUUCUCAUGUUUGGAUUUUGUUUGUUUUUCACAAAAAUGGUCACUUGAGCUACAAGGCAAAGGUGCAGCCCCCCAGGCUGAACGGUGCAAAGACUGGGGUGUUUUCAACACGGAGCCCACAUCGUCCAAAUGCAAUAGGACUGACCCUGGCCAAGCUGGAAAAGGUGGAAGGUGGAGCUAUAUACCUGUCUGGCAUUGACAUGAUAGAUGGCACACCUGUGCUAGAUAUAAAACCCUACAUAGCUGAUUAUGACUCCCCACAACAUUUGAUGAAGCCCUUAGGGGAUUUUAAUCUACAGAAUAACCGACUUAAACCAAGGACUAUGUCCCAGUCUUAUGGCAAGACUGAUAGCUGUGACCAGCGACAGCUCUCAGGGUCUGAUGGACCCCAGCCCUCCCAUAUAACUAAUGAGAAACAUAGACAUCCUGAAGAUGGAGCUCCAGAAGAAAAUGUCCCAAAACACAGCAGCACAACGAAAAUCCAGCAAACCUGGACUGAACACAGAGAGAUAGCUGUGGAUUUUGGUUUGGAAUCAAGAAGUAGUGAGGGUCGGACUGUGGCAGAACAGUUUGGCCCACCAGGUCAGGAGAAGACCCUUCUGGAGGAAGGUAUAGAUAAGAGGCCAAGGAGUAUGGAAAGCGCCUUGAUCCUGCAAGAAAGCAGCAUGAAGACACAGCAUGUGACUCCUUCCUGCCCUGCCUGGGUAGCUGACAGAGCAUCCCACAGCGAGGUUCCUGCCUGGGUGAAGGAGGCCCCUGCAGCCUCUCUGCAAGUCCGGUUUACUCCUCAUGCUGAGAUGGAUCUUGGACAGCUCAGCCUAGGAGGUGAACCAGGUGCUGGAAAAAAGUCAUUUAAAUAUUUUCAGUCAGCAGAGGAAGCCAAGUGUACCAUCCAGGCCGUGCUGUCAGCUGAUCCCCGGUCUGUGUAUCGGCGGAAGUUCUGCCAGGACCGUCUUUUCUAUUUUACUGUAGACACAGCACAUGUUACUUGCUGGUUUGGUGAUGGUUUUGCAGAGGUUCUAAGGAUCAAGCCAGCUUCUGAGCCCAUUCAGAUAACUGACCCUGAGGAGUCCUUGGUGUCUUUGUGAUCUUAAGAGACUUCAUGUCUUUGGAGUAGCCUCUUCAACCUUUGAACAUGACUUCUGGUUUCCUGUUUAAGCUAAUGAUGUAUUUACUUUGUAUUUACUUUGUAGAACCAUGCAACACUUAGUCAUCUUCCUGCUUUGAUUGAUUGAGACUGUUCAAAAUAUUUAUUUGAAAAAAGGUAUUUAGUAAACUUAAUUAAGACAAGAAACUAAUCACCAUAUAUAUAUUUUUUUAACUUGCUAAUAUACAAGAAUUAAAAAGUGAUAACUGUC